AUGGUCAAUGCAUGGUUUGCUGAGAGAGUUCACACCAUCCCUGUGUGCAAGGAAGGCGUCAGAGGCCACACGGAAGCUUGCUCUUGCCCCUUGCAGCAGAGUCUCCGUGCAGAGAGCAGCGUCCCUGGAACACCAACCAGGAAAAUCUCCGCCUCCGAAUUUGAUUGGCCUCUUAGACCUAUUGUCGUCAAGGAUUCUGAGGGAACUGUGAGCUUCCUCUCUGACUCAGAAAAGAAGGAACAGAUGCCUCUAACCCCCCCAAGGUUUGAUAAUGAUGAAGGGGACCAGUGCUCAAGACUCUUGGAAUUAGUGAAAGAUAUUUCUAGUCACUUGGAUGUCACAGCCUUAUGUCACAAAAUUUUCUUGCACAUCCAUGGACUCAUCUCCACUGACCGCUAUUCCCUGUUCCUUGUCUGUGAGGACAGCUCCAACGACGAGUUUCUUAUCAGCCGCCUCUUUGAUGUUGCAGAAGGUUCAACACUGGAAGAAGCUUCAAAUAACUGUAUCCGCUUAGAGUGGAACAAAGGCAUCGUGGGACAUGUGGCUGCUCUUGGUGAGCCCUUGAACAUCAAAGAUGCAUAUGAGGAUCCUCGGUUCAAUGCAGAAGUUGACCAAAUUACAGGCUACAAGACACAAAGUAUUCUUUGUAUGCCAAUUAAGAAUCAUAGGGAAGAGAAUGGUUAUACAAGUGUUCAGUUCAGAAAUUGGUGGUAGUCAUCUCAAAUAUUGAAAGUGGGGAGGUCCUUGAAAGAUGGCAGUUUGAUAUUGAGUGUGACAAGACUGCAAAAGAUGACAGUGCACCCAGAGAAAAGUCUCAGAAAGCUAUCCAAGAUGAAAUCCGUUCAGUGAUCAGACAGAUCACAGCUACAGUGACAUUUCUGCCACUGUUGGAAGUUUCUUGUAAGUAUUAUACAACUUCACAUUGACUUAAAUUUGUUGGGGAAAAGACUAAGCUACUAUUUUAAGAAUUACCAUUUUAUUAAAUUUUUUCUUAGUUAUCAAUAUCAUGUAAUAAAAAUAAGGAAGCAUUAUAAAGGAAAAGUAAUGUUAUAUGCAUUCUGUAAAAUUUGGAAAUGCUGAAAAGAAAGGAAUUAAAGUAUUCCACAGUACUCACCCUUGAAUGUUUUAAUGUAAUUCCUUCCUUAAUUUCUUAUACAUUUUUAUGUAUUGAUAUAUAUUUAAGACUACAGCUAUAAUUGUGUCUUACUUGUCUACCUUCCUUACUCCUUCAAACAUCACAUGUGUCCUGAAUACCUACUAUGUGCCAGACUCUGUUCUAGGCACUAGGAUACUGCAAUCACAGAACCAAGAUGUCAGUUCUCCUGUAGGUUAUAUUCAUGUUAUCCCAUGUUACUGAUUAUAUACUUUCUACAAAUAUCUUUAACGGGUUUCCUCUUUAAAGAAAAGAAAAAAACUUGAAGUUUUCAUAAGAUAAAGUGAAAGGAGUGCAAUAUUUUCUGUACUACAGUAAAUUUCCAUUGAGGAAAAGCAAUUAACUAGUUAUUACAGACCAGGCUAAACUACUUUUCUAACACUAUGAGUGGUUCAAAAUGUGAGGGAGAUA
Messenger RNA from Hippopotamus amphibius kiboko, 1564 nucleotides. Its product is annotated as cGMP-specific 3',5'-cyclic phosphodiesterase-like. NCBI's taxonomy places the organism in Eukaryota, Metazoa, Chordata, Mammalia, Artiodactyla, Hippopotamidae. The record is from RefSeq and is a predicted model, not a curated record. The transcript has 4 exons. Gene Ontology annotation, molecular function: protein binding. Bases 1 to 714 code for a protein of 237 amino acids.